AUGCGAAUCUUCGUUUUUGAUGGGACCAGCGUCAUCUACGUGUGCGCCGUAAUUAUUCUGAUUCUAAUAUGGGUUGCAAUUAUCGGACAACGCCAAAUUUGGAGACAUCGGCACAAUGUGGCACGGGUUCGGCCUCAGGUAUCCCUAAGCUCCCGAAUAUCUUCCAAAAAAGCCGUACUCCUCCGUGAAACUCAACUGGAUACAGUAAUGCGUCUUCGUUGCGAGAAUCAAGCCCGUCUAACCGAUUGUAUUUCACUUCAAUUCCACGGAGAAAAGCCAUACGUACACCGAAUGAUUGCAGUUGAUGAAGUAACACUGGAAAUUGACGGACAAUUGAAUCGAAUCGAAGGAGCCGUUCAACGACAAGCCGGCGAAUCGACAUAUUCGUAUUUAAAAAGAAUACGCGAAAAAGUGCCAUCAAUUCCGCUGAAUUUAGUGCAUCGAAUAGCUUUUCUGCAGGAAUCCGCCAGAUUUAGACCCGAAAAAUUCGAUGUUGAACAAGUUAUGGAACUACGAUCAUUGCUUAAUCAAUUUUUGAGAAUACUCUCCGCCGAGUACGAUUCACUUUCCGAUGAGCCGGAUAUGGCUGCUCCUCGUGGAGUAAUUGCAUCAUUUUAUCAAUUCGGACAAAAAAUUAUGCCGAAUAAUUCUGGAUCAAAAAGGAGAAGAAAUAAAUUUGGUGGCAGUGAUGGCGUCCGUCUCCUUAUGAAAGAACGUGAAGAGCAAUUAUCACUGUUAUCACCGCUUGCCAGAGCAUCAGCCGACUCACCGGCUCCAGCAGCUCAUUUGAGACGACAAUCGGAUUCGCAUUCAGCAUUGUUACCACAAUAACACACAAUCAUUUAAUAAUAGGAAUGAUUUUUUUUUUCGGAAAUUGGAAUGUUAACUGGAAGCUAAAUGGAAGAUAGAAUUUCAAAAAUUGAAA
This is a messenger RNA of Caenorhabditis elegans, 925 nucleotides long. RefSeq names its product Defect at low temperature protein 1 (gene spgt-1). Gene Ontology annotation, cellular component: endoplasmic reticulum membrane. Lineage: Eukaryota; Metazoa; Nematoda; Chromadorea; Rhabditida; Rhabditidae. The record is from RefSeq and is marked reviewed.